GAGUUUACUUUCAUUUUGACCAAACUUUGUGGCGCAGAUGAUUUUCUCCAUCUGAAGUUAAAGUUCACACACACACUCACACAAGAAGCUGAGGAAAAAGAAGCUUUAACUGAAGAACUUAGUCCCUUUCCUACACUGACAGGAGAGAGCUGCAGAGGGAUGAAGUUCAUGGGAAAAAAUCAAUGAAGGUAGAAAGUGUGUGUGAGCUGAUGUGAAUGUGAAUUCAGCAUCAUGAAUCAGUGUGAGGACAGAGAGGAGGGAGCCCUUCCCCCUAAAACCAGUCUGUGUGAGGACCAUGAGAUCCAGACCAAAGCUCAGAGAGUGGACCAGGAGAGCUCAGAGGUUCCCAGUGCUCAGUCUGCCCAGCAGCAUCAAACACACCUGGACUCCAUAUUUAUGCUGCUGGAGGAGAACAUUGUCACUUUUGUGAAGAAGGAGCUGAAGAAGAUCCACAAGGUUGUGAAUCCAGAUUACCCAGAAUGCUCAGAGAAUCAGAUGGAGGAUGAGGAGGUGUUGGACGGUGAGGAUGAAGAGCAGAGGAGGAGCAGCAGAGAGGCUUUUGUGAAUAUCACAGUGAACUUCCUGAGGAGAAUGAAGCAGGAGGAGCUGGCUGACUGUCUGCACAGCAGACAUUUUGCUCCUGUUUGUCAACGUAAACUUAAAUCUGCUAUGAAGAAGAAGUUCCAGUGUGUGUUUGAGGGGAUCUCUAAAGCAGGAAACCCAACCCUUCUGAAUCAGAUCUACACAGAGCUCUACAUCACAGAGGGAGGGACUGGAGAGGUCAAUGAUGAACAUGAGGUCAGACAGAUUGAAACAGCAUCCAGGAAACCAGCCAGACCAGAAACACGCAUCAGACAAGAAGACAUCUUUAAAGCUUCACCUGGAAGAGAUGGACCAAUCAGAACAGUGAUGACAAAGGGAGUGGCUGGCAUUGGGAAAACAGUCUUAACACAGAAUUUGACUCUGGACUGGGCUGAAGACAAAGCCAACCAGGACAUACACUUCACAUUUCCAUUCACGUUCAGAGAGCUGAAUGUGCUGAAAGAGAAAAAGUUCAGCUUGGUGGAACUUGUUGAUCAGUUCUUUACUGAAACCAAAGAAGCAGGACUCUGCAGGUUUGAAGAGGUCCAGGUUCUGUUCAUCUUUGACGGUCUGGAUGAGUGUCGACUUCCUCUGGACUUCCACAACACUGAGAUCCUGACUGAUGUUACAGAGUCCACCUCAGUGGAUGUCCUGCUGACAAACCUCAUCAGGGGGAAACUGCUUCCCUCUGCUCGCCUCUGGAUAACCACACGACCUGCAGCAGCCAAUCAGAUCCCUCCUGAGUGUGUUGACAUGGUGACAGAGGUCAGAGGGUUCACUGACCCACAGAAGGAGGAGUACUUCAGGAAGAGGUUCAGAGAGGAGGAGCAGACCAGAAGGAUCAUCUCCUACAUCAAGACUUCACGAAGCCUCCACAUCAUGUGCCGCAUCCCGGUCUUCUGCUGGAUCACUGCUACAGUUCUGGAGGAUGUGUUGAAAACCAGAGAGGGAGGAGGGCUGCCCAAGACCCUGACUGAGAUGUACAUCCACUUCCUGGUGGUCCAGUCCAAACUGAAGAAUGUUAAGUAUGAUGGAGGAGCUGAGACAGAUCCACACUGGAGUCCAGAGACCAGGAAGAUGAUUGAGUCUCUGGGAAAACUGGCUUUUGAGCAGCUGCAGAAAGGAAACCUGAUCUUCUAUGAAUCAGACCUGACAGAGUGUGGCAUCGAUAUCAGAGCAGCCUCAGUGUACUCAGGAGUGUUCACACAGGUCUUUAAAGAGGAGAGAGGACUGUACCAGGACAAGGUGUUCUGCUUCGUCCAUCUGAGUCUCCAGGAGUUUCUGGCUGCUCUUCAUGUCCAUCUGACCUUCAUCAACUCUGGAGUCAAUCUACUGUCACAAGAACAAUCAACCUCCCUGUGGUCUAAACUGUUCAGAGACAAACCUGAUCCAACACAGCUCUACCAGAGGGCUGUGGACAAGGCCUUACAGAGUCCAAAUGGACACCUGGACUUGUUCCUCCGCUUCCUCCUGGGUCUUUCACUUCAGUCCAAUCAGACUCUCCUACAAGGUCUGCUGACACAGACAGGAAGUGGCUCACAGACCAAUCAGGAAACAGUCCAGUACAUCAAGAAGAAGAUUGAAGAGACUCCCUCUGCAGAGCAAAGCAUCAACCUGUUCCACUGUCUGAAUGAACUGAAUGAUCGUUCUCUAUUGGAGCAGAUCCAACAAUCCCUGAGUUCAGGACGUCUCUCCACAGGUGAACUGUCUCCUGCUCAAUGGUCAGCUCUGGUCUUCAUCUUACUGUCAUCAGAAAAAGAUCUGGACGUGUUUGACCUGAAGAAAUACUCUGCUUCAGAGGAGGCUCUUCUGAAGCUGCUGCCAGUUGUCAAAGCCUCUAACAAAGCUCUACUGAGCAGCUGUAACCUCUCAGAGAGAAGCUGUGAAGCUCUGUCCUCAGUUCUCAGCUCCCAGUCCUCUAGUCUGAGACACCUGGACCUGAGUAACAACAAGCUGCAGGAUUCAGGGGUGAAGCUUCAUUCUGCUGGACUGAAGAGUCCACACUGUACCCUGGAGACUCUCAGACUGAGCAGCUGUAACCUCUCAGAGAGAAGCUGUGAAGCUCUGUCCUCAGUUCUCAGCUCCCAGUCCUCUGGUCUGAGACACCUGGACCUGAGUAACAAUGACCUGCAGGAUUCAGGAGUGAAGAUUCUGUCUGCUGGACUGAAGAGUCCACACUGUACCCUGGGGACUCUCAGGGUGGAGCCUGGUGGAGUCCGAUGCUUGAGACCAGGUCUGAGGAAGUAUUUCUGUGAACUCACCAUCGACACAAACACAGUAAACAGAGAGAUCAAACUGUCUGACAACAACAGGAAGGUGACACAUGUGGAGGAGGAUCAGUCAUAUCCUGAUCAUCCAGACAGAUUUGACCAGUGGCCUCAGCUGCUGUGUAGUAAUGGUCUGACUGGUCGCUGUUACUGGGAGGUUGAGUGGAGAGGAAUGGUUUAUAUAUCAGUGAGUUACAGAGGAAUCAGAAGGAAAGAAAACAGAGAAAACUGUUUGUUUGGAGAGAACGAUCAGUCCUGGAGUCUGAUCUGCUCUGAUGGUGGUUACUCUUUUUGUCACGAUAACAGAAUAACACCUGUCUCCUUCUCUUCCUCCUCUUCAUCACCUUCCUCUGUCUCUGACAGAGUAGCAGUGUAUGUGGACUGUCCUGCUGGUUCUCUGUCCUUCUACAGAGUCUCCUCUGACUCACUGAUCCACCUCUACACCUUCAACACCUUCAACCCCACAUUCACUGAACCUCUGUAUCCUGGGUUUGGGUUUGACGUCUGGUUGUCUGGUUCCUCCGUGUCUCUGUGUAGAGUGUAGCAGAGAGAGUCUCCUCCUGUUAGAGAAACUCUCUCACUGUUGAACAGAUAGUUCAGUCUGUACAUGUCUGUCUCUUUCACUCACACACACCUUUUCAGAUUCAUGUAUUAA
This is a messenger RNA of Toxotes jaculatrix (banded archerfish), 3504 nucleotides long. Its product is annotated as protein NLRC3-like. The coding region runs from base 232 to 3393 and encodes 1053 amino acids. Gene Ontology annotation, molecular function: protein binding. NCBI's taxonomy places the organism in Eukaryota, Metazoa, Chordata, Actinopteri, Toxotidae. The record is from RefSeq and is a predicted model, not a curated record. The transcript has 10 exons.